Messenger RNA from Thecamonas trahens ATCC 50062, 3351 nucleotides. RefSeq lists its product as uncharacterized. The record is from RefSeq and is a predicted model, not a curated record. The coding region runs from base 1 to 3351 and encodes 1116 amino acids. NCBI's taxonomy places the organism in Eukaryota, Apusomonadida, Apusomonadidae. The transcript has a single exon.
AUGGGACUGUCAGCGGGCGGCUCACAGAGCGUCGGGCCCGAUGGUGAAGAGUCGCGGACGAUCUCCAACCGACUCGAGCACUGCUGCUCGCUGUUGGAGGCACCCGCGCUGGCCAAGAUCACUAUGGGGCUCACAUUGCUCGGCAACAUUGUGCGCGAGGUAACCGACUGGUCACUGCCGGACAUCCACGCCAUGUUUGCCGACUCGGGCAUCAUCAACAUCCUUGUGGACGUCAUGUGCACCCGUGGCGUCUCGCAAACGGUAUUUCUUCACCUCCGCACCAUUGUCUCGUCAUCGAUGCUCCUCAUGGUCCAACUGCUGGACGUCUUUGAGCGCGCGGUCUUUCACUACCAGCCCGAGUCGUGUCUCGGCCUCUUUCGCUUUGUCAAGAUGAUGGUCGAUCGCCAGCCGUCAUUUCUCAAGCUCUUUACCUCGCCAACCAACCUUCGCAUGCUCAUCCGGAUCUAUGCCGAGGUCGGCACCCUCAUGCACGGUAUGAGCUCGGAGCGCAUGCUUGUGACGCGGCGCCAUCUCGGCCCGGGCGGCCCUGGGCCCGGCGGGCACGACGGAAUUUCCGAUCCUGGUUCGGAAAUUGAGCUCGGUACAGUGAGGACGAUGUGGACCGAGUCGGUGUCGGGCGACUUUCGACUGCCGUCGAUGCGCGGAUUUGGCCUCACUGGCCCCGGUGGCGACGACCUACCCACCUCGUCCCGUCAGUCGCCGCUGCAGCUCCCUUCAGGCCGGCGCUCGCCCCAUCCACGCCCACCGGCCUCUGGCGGGCUCUCCGAGUCGGGCUCGUCACUCGGCGACAUGCAUCAAGCGCCCGAAAUUGUGCCGGCGCUUCCGAUCUCGUUUCUCACGACGACGCCGAAGCAGGGCACACCCAGCCGGCCGCGCUCGCCGCAUCAGCGCAAACCCAAGACGCCCAAGCAGCGACUUCCGGCGCUUGUCAUGGCCUCGGUCAGCCAGCAGGCGGUCAACGAGACUGGGGCGAGUAGCGCCUCGCAAGGAGGGCUGGCCGAGGCGACGUCGGGCUCGGGCCUGCCCGUCUCGGGCUCGGACGCUCAGAUGUAUGAGUCGACAGUGAUGUCCGGGGACGUGUCGGCGAUGCUCUCACUCGGGCCGCCGUCGACGCGGAGAGCACACGACACUGAGGACCUCGGCUUUGACACCAAGAUCUCUGCUAUGACCGAGCUCACUCUCCUCGCGCACAACCUCGGCCAGUCGUUUAUGACCGCCGACCUCUCGGGCCUCAUUGCGCACAAGCGAGAGCGGGUCCGCAACAUGCAGGUGGCGGAUCGGGUGCGGACGUUCAACAUGCCUGGUGUGGAGCAGCGCGAUGUGCACCUGGCCCAGCUGGUGGGCCACCCGCUUCACCAGCUCCGCAUCGUCAUUCUGCAGAUCAUCGAGGCCGUUCUGGCGGCACAGCCGCUGGCGGUGAGGUGGACGCGUGCGGUGAACGUGCUGUACAUGGACGUGCUGCGACAUGUCUCGCUCCCGGUCCUCCACAAGGACACUCAUAUGCUCGACCUCCUCCUGCGAGUCCUCCGCCCGCACUCAGUCUACGUCGAGUACGAGCACCGGGUCCUCUGGCCGACUGCGUUUGCGACGCUGUCGCUGCCCGCCAAGUCGCGGUCGCGGCGCAAGCUCGACCGCUUCGUGUGGCGAGUGACAGCCCAGCUCCGCACCCUCGCCGACCAGUCGCGGUCUGGCUGGAUGGCGACGACGGCGCGGUUGGAGGCCAUCGAGCUUCAGCUUCGCAUGCUGCACAUGUACAUGCAGGCUUGCCGGACGCGGGUCAUGGUUCCGCAAGUUGUCGACGUUGCUCUGGACGUUCUCCUCGACAUCAAGAACUACCUGUUCUCGUUCGGCAAGCUGGUUCCGGACCGCAUCUUUGUGGCGCCGGCCAUGACUGCUCUCCUUGCUGUCUUUGGCGAGAUUGGCUCGCGCAACACCCACCUCCCGCUCAACUCGAUGCUGCUCAACAUUCUGGUCCGCCGGCGCGACGAGUGGGACAACUGGAUGUACUUUCGCUCGUUUGCCGGUCGGCUGCUCAUUGACCCGGAGAUUGAGAACGCGUUUGCCACCGUGCACGAGUCUGAGGGCGUUGUCGGCUCGGGGGUCGAGCGGUUUUCGCCGGCCAAGCUUGUUUCGUACCAGUGCGCGGCCGUCGACUACUUUGCGGUCAUCCUCUCUGUCAUCGAGACUCAUAUGUACCGGCUCCGCGACCGCGUGGAGAGGAGCGUCAAGCUCGCGCGCGUUCGCAAGUCGGCCGACGACGACGCGUCAGUGACGUCGGCCACACCGGGCGCAUCGGCAGACUCGACCGCCCGGGUGGGCGGCCAGUCCCAGGCUCGCGGCGGUGGCAGUAGCAAGACUGGGGUGGCGGCCAUUGUGGAGCCAGGCAUCAAAGACGGCGGCUCGUCGAGUACGCUCUCCGGCUCUGGCUCGCCACUGACGCGGGUGACAUCUGCUGGCGCUGUGUCGACAGGCGCGGCACUGAGCCCGAGCAGGCGCGGGAUGUCAAGCUCUCUCUCGGCGGCGGCGGUCGGAACGUCGAGCCAUAGUGAGAAUGCAGUCGGAGUAUACCCGGUUGGCGGCGGGGGCGCCACGGCAGGGGCGUCGUCACUCGGGGAGGAGUCGUGGGCGUCGAUGGCGGACAUGCUCAACUCGUUUAUCCUCCCGAUGCUCUUCCUCCUCCACCCAACGCGCGGUAUUGCUGUCAAGGUCUUCAACACCUUUGACUCUGCGCAACAGCCCAAGCGCGCACCGCUGCUCAAGGCGAUGCUUGGUCUUCUUGAGGCUUUCUUCCGGAUUCCCGGCUUGCCGCAGCUCCACGACCCGAUGUGGGUCGACGGCUACGUCACGCUUCACUACACGCAGUUUGUCAAGCUCUACCACUCUUCCGAGGUCGACACAAUGUCGAUGGAACUGUGCAAGGGCCACUUGCGCAUCCUGCGCAUGUUUGCGCUCCACAAGAACGAGGCCAUCAUCCGCAAGUUCUACCAGCUGCGGGUGGUCGACUUUCUUGCCCGUGAGAUUGACGUGGAGCAAAAGGUUGCUGACAUCAAGCAGCGGAUGCGGGAGAAGACCAACGGCCGGGUGAGGGCCCGCUCUCGGAGCGGCUUAUUGGCCACUCGCUGCAGAACAUCGGCUCAUCGUCGGCCGCCGGAGAUCCGGGUGGCUUUUUGCAGAUGUCUGGCACGGCGUCACAGAUGUCGUGGGACAACCGCGAGGACGACGAGGACAUCAACAACGACGGUGAGCGAUAUCAUCCCGCUGUGGCAUGGGUCGGUGGGCCGGCACGCCUGGAUGCCCGCACCUCGCGCUCGGGCGCGUCGUCCGGCAUGA